AUGAAGCCCAUUGCCAUUUUGUUCUUGAUGACGUCAUGUCUCAACUCGAUAGUCGUAGCCGAGAAGCAAAGCGCUCAUGCGGCAAGCUCCACUUUUGACGCGUCCCCUGCACAGAUCUCCCAGCAGCAGCGGCAGCAAAGCCAUCAGCAGCUGCAGCAACAGUUAAGCUCGCGCCUGCAACCCACAGAUGAGCACAUUGCUAGUAGUACCACGUUAAACAAUGAUUCGCAUAAUCAGUUAAUAGAAACAAACAUACCCAUUAACACCUGGUACGACUCGAGUACCUUGUCUGAUAAUCACAACAGUGAGGCUUCAGCUAACAGUGAAAGCUCUCGUGUUAAUAAAGGUCACAGUUUUCAGGAAGACGCCAAUUUAUACAAUUUGAAAAGCUAUAUUGCCGACUUGCUUCGUAUUCCGAUAAAAUCCAGCUGGAUAUUACUUCCGCCUGAAAAUAGCCAGCACUUAUUUAAAAACAAUUAUUUUUCAGGAUUGAUGCCCCAUAGACUUAGCAACAGUUCAAAUCAGCAACACGAGGAGCACCAUCUUGACAAACGAGACGUUGCUGAUCAGCUGGCAACAGAAGAACUGCCGGAUUACGAAACAGAGGAGGAAAACUACCCAAUUUUGCUGAACAGGAGGUUUCAGGUUUUUAGAUCAAACGAUCCAUACAGUCCGUCUCCGUAUCUAUCGGCUCAGGAGUUUAAGGAGACAUUUAGAAGGUCAGAUCCUUACGUUGUAGGAAAGCGUACCAGAGAUCUCUUGAGUGGAUUAAUUGUUCCAUUCUCAACAGACAAGAGAGCAGCACCUAAAUUUGUAGGGAGACGAGAUUCUCCUUAUUUUGUUGGAAAGAGGGAAACUUUUGACAUUCCUGACGAUUAUUUGGAGGACCUAGCAUUGGACGAGAACGAAAGUCCACUUUCAGAAGACAAAAGAGCAGCUCCUAGGUUUAUUGGAAGGCGCGGGGCACCGUAUUUUGUUGGAAAACGAAGGGCUCCUAAGUUCAUUGGAAAGCGCAACCCCACAUUGUCACUGCAAAAUGAUGAUUUAGCAUCAUGGGAAGAUAAAAGGGGUGCUCCUAUGUUUGUAGGUAAACGAAGGGCUCCUUUCUUUGUUGGCAAGAGAGAAUAUCCGUACAAUCUACCGGGCAGCUGGAGUGACCUUCCUUCAGAUCGUGAACUUGAAUGGUUGUUGGAGAAAAAGGCUGCUCCCAAAUUCGUGGGCAGACGAGGAGCUCCGUACUUUGUGGGCAAACGUGGACCUCCUAUGUUUAUAGGAAAACGUGUUACUGGUUUAGAGCCAGGCAGCGACUCUUUCUUUGAAUAUGGGCAAGGAGAAGUAGCAAACCUUUUAGGCAGAAGAGGGUCUCCUUACUUCGUUGGCAAGCGUAGAGCGCCAAAAUUUGUUGGGAAACGUUGGGCUGAGCCUAACCUACAAGAGCACGCAUCUACAAAGAAUAAAAGACGGGCUCCAAAGUUUGUAGGCAGACGGGCUUCGCCAUAUUUUGUUGGCAAACGUGGACCAGCACAGCUCGAAAAAGAUGGCCUUACAGAAGACAGAGUAGAGGAAGAAACACAAACAGUUUCAGAACUUAAGAGAGCUGCUCCGAGAUUCGUAGGAAAACGGCGUGCUCCUUAUUUUGUUGGGAAAAGAGGACCACCUAAGUUUGUUGGGAAACGAGUAAUAAAUUCUCAUUCGUCGAACCCAAGCAUGCUUGAAUUAGAAGAAGAACAAAGACCCGUAAAAUUCAUAGAAAGACGUGCUUCUCCGUUCUUUGUCGGCAAAAAAGCGGCUCCGAAAUUUGUUGGGAAACGGCUUUUAGAUUCGGCAAAUAAUCAUAAAGACGAACAAAACCUUGAAUUUUUAAAUGGCAACCUCGGCAUAGAAACCGGUAGCAACAAAGUGUCUGGUAAUGUGGGAGAGCAGAUAUCUAGCGACGGUGAACUUGUAGCAAGUAAUGGGCUCGGUGUUUCGUUACCCCAGAGACUAAAUGAUGUUGACCGUCUGCACGCUAUUGGGAAUCUUAAAGCACGCAUUCAAGCAAACACAAUCCAGGAAUUAAAGCAUUUAACAGAAAGCCAUUAUUAG
This is a messenger RNA of Candidula unifasciata, 2085 nucleotides long. The record is from the annotation of a GenBank genome assembly. Lineage: Eukaryota; Metazoa; Mollusca; Gastropoda; Stylommatophora; Geomitridae.